Molecule: messenger RNA, 711 nt
Organism: Hevea brasiliensis (rubber tree)
Lineage: Eukaryota; Viridiplantae; Streptophyta; Magnoliopsida; Malpighiales; Euphorbiaceae
Exons: 2
Coding region: 1-711 (236 amino acids)
Source: RefSeq, a predicted model, not a curated record
AUGCCCUUCUAUACAAAAUUCCUAAAGGAAAUCCUUUUUAAGAAAAGGAGACCAAAUGACAAUGAGAUAAUUGCUCUAACAGAAGAAUGUAAUGCCAUCCUACAGAACAAGCUGCCUCUAAAAUUGAAAGAUCCUGGAAACUUCUCCAUACCAUGCUUGAUUGGCAAUAUGAAUAUUGACAAAGUCCUUUGUGACCUUGGAGCCAGCAUGAGCCUAAUGCCCUUGUCCAUAUGUCAAAAGCUGAAUGUGGAAGAGCUAAGACCAACUAUCAUCUCCUUACAAUUAGCAGAUAGAUCUGUCAAAGAUGGAGGAAGAUGUCCAAAUUCUAAUAUAAUAUUGGGAAGACCUUUCUUGGCAACUGCUGGAGCAAUUAUAGACAUAAAAAAUGAGCGACUAACUCUCAAAGUGGGGGAUGAAGAGGUAGAAUUCAAACUAUUCCAAGCAAUGAAGCAAAAGUCUGAACUUGAUGAAUGUUUAAGGGUUGACAUCAUAGACAAGCUAGUGGAGAAAGAAUUUCAAAAGAGAUAUCCUAAAGACCCUCUUAAAGCUUGUAUAGUGCAUGGCCACACAGUGGAGAAUGAGAACAAGGAAAUUGUAGCAUAUGUAGAAUCUCUUGAGGUAAUUCCACCUCUUCCUUUAGCCCAAGCAUUUCUGGUAGAAAAUCUGCAGGAAGAACAACCCAAGAACAGCCUUCAAGAAGAAAUAAAAUAG